AUGGGGGGCUCGGGCAGCCGCCUGUCCAAGGAGCUGCUGGCCGAGUAUCAGGACCUGACGUUCCUGACCAAGCAGGAGAUCCUCCUAGCCCACAGGCGCUUCUGUGAGCUGCUGCCCCAGGAGCUCCGGAGCAUGGAGGAGUCGCUGCAGGCCAGAGUGACCCUGGAGCAGAUCUUCAGCCUUCCAGAGCUCAAGGCCAACCCCUUCCGGGAGCGCAUCUGCAGGGUCUUCUCGACCUCCCCGGCCCGAGACCGCUUGAGCUUUGAGGAUUUCCUGGACCUCCUCAGCGUGUUCAGCGACACGGCCACGCCAGACAUCAAGUCCCAUUAUGCCUUCCGCAUCUUCGAUUUCGAUGACGAUGGCACCUUGAACAGAGAAGACCUAAGCCAGCUGGUGAACUGCCUCACGGGAGAGGGCGAGGACACCCGGCUCAAUGAUUCCGAGAUGAAGCAGCUUAUUGAUAAUAUCCUGGAAGAGUCUGACAUCGACCGGGAUGGGACCAUCAACCUCUCGGAGUUCCAACAUGUUAUUUCCCGCUCACCGGACUUUGCCAGCUCCUUCAAGAUCGUCCUGUGA
Molecule: messenger RNA, 576 nt
Organism: Pipistrellus nathusii (Nathusius's pipistrelle)
Lineage: Eukaryota; Metazoa; Chordata; Mammalia; Chiroptera; Vespertilionidae
Source: the annotation of a GenBank genome assembly